This is a messenger RNA of Trichosporon asahii var. asahii CBS 2479, 1485 nucleotides long. RefSeq lists its product as uncharacterized. NCBI's taxonomy places the organism in Eukaryota, Fungi, Basidiomycota, Tremellomycetes, Trichosporonales, Trichosporonaceae. The record is from RefSeq and is a predicted model, not a curated record. Gene Ontology annotation, biological process: carbohydrate metabolic process. The transcript has 2 exons. Bases 1 to 1485 code for a protein of 494 amino acids.
AUGCGAUCUACCAUUGCGCUCGCUGCUGCGCUCGCGAUGCCCAUGAUGGGCAGCGCCGUCGAGCUCAGCGACGACAUGCUCAACAAGGUCUACGACCUCAUGGGCUCCAUGACCAAGCACACUUGGGAGAACGGCUCUCAGUCCGAGGCUGUUGUCGAGUGGAAGCACCCUCAAUACUCUGUCUACCACCAGGGUGCGCUCCCGAUCCCCGACGGUAUCACGAAGGACGACGUCCCGGAAAUUGUCCAGAUCGCCAACUGGGCGCUCGCGCAGACUCCGAAGCCGUACACGCAGCAGAAGGACGCCGCUGCCCGUGCCGCGCAGAGCCAGGCUGCCACGAGCACCCAGGAGAACCAGGAGGGUGACAACCAGCAGCAGAAGCGCCAAGCCCAGACCUCGAGCGGAUCUGCCGCUCAGACCUCUGCGCCCUCGACGACUCACUCCAGCGCUGCGCACCCUUCCCCCACGCCCAAGUGGCCCAGCUACCAGACCGUCCCCGCCAAGAACAACACCCAGCUUCCUGACGGUACCCCUAUUGUCGACGAUGCCGCGGCCGGUGACCCCGCCGCACUUGGCAUGUCUGUCGUCCUUGCUGGCAAGGCGACUGGCGACGCCACGGUGAACAACACCAAGUACUCGGAUGCCGCCCAGCGCCAGGUCGACUACCUCCUUUACCACGUCCCGCGUGCCCCGAACGGAGCCAUCUCGCACCGUCGCGAUGAGGUCCAGCUCUGGGCUGACAACGUCUACAUGGUUCCUCCCUUCUUCGCUUACUACGGUGUUCAGACUGGCAACAAGACCCUUGUCGAGGAGUCGUACAACCAGAUCAAGGCCUACCGCGACGCUCUCCGCCACCCGGACAACAACCUGUGGCAGCACAUCAUCUACAACGAGAAGAUUGACGAGGGACUUUGGGGUACCGGCAACGCCUGGGCCGCUGCUGGUAUCGUGCGUGUGAUUGCUACGAUCCAGCAGUCGCAGUUGAAGGAUGAGAUGAAGGAUAAGAUCAACGACCUGAAGAGCUGGGCCGACGAGAUCAUGAAGGCGACCAAGGACAACAUGACUGGCAACCACAUGAUCCGCAACUACGUCAACAACGAGUCAUCGUUUGAGGACUCGUGUGCCACCACUCUCAUCGCUGCUACCGGUCUUCGCAUGUCGACUCUCAACCUGACCGACGACUACGUCCCGACGUCGCUGCAGAUGCUUGCCGCCGCGUCGAAGAACGUCAACGAGACCGGCUACCUCACGCACGUCACGAACCCCAUGCUGUUCAAGGUUGAGGGCAGCUCUUCCCCCGAGGGCCAGACCUUCAUCAUCCUUGCGUACUCUGCGUACAAGGACUGGAUUGCGCAGGGCAAGAAGGGCGUCGACAAGAAGCACAAGGACCACCCGCUCGACGACGACUCUUCCGCCCUCGCGACCAAGGCCGGUGUCGUCAGCACCCUCGCUGCCGUGGCGCUGUCGCUCUGGGCCGUGCUCUAA